This is a messenger RNA of Candidula unifasciata, 477 nucleotides long. Lineage: Eukaryota; Metazoa; Mollusca; Gastropoda; Stylommatophora; Geomitridae. The record is from the annotation of a GenBank genome assembly.
AUGGCAGAUGUUGAUCACGAGGAGACCUUUGAGGGGGCUGAUGCUGGGGCCUCACAGACGUACCCCAUGCAGUGCAGCUCUCUCAGGAAGAACGGCUAUGUUGUUCUUAAGGGACGCCCUUGCAAAAUCGUAGAAAUGUCUACAUCCAAGACCGGCAAACAUGGCCAUGCCAAGGUCCAUAUGAUAGGAAUUGACCUAUUCACCAAUAAAAAAUAUGAAGACAUAUGUCCAUCUACGCACAAUAUGUCAGUGCCUAAUGUCGUCCGCACGGAUUAUCAGUUUAUGGGCCUGGAUGAUGACGGUUUCUUGAGCCUGAUGAGCGACACUGGGGAGGCCCGAGAAGACCUCAAAUGUCCAGAGGGUGACGCAGGAAAAGAAAUUAGAGAGAGAUCUGAAAGAGACGAAUCAUUCAAUGUGACAGUUCUCAAAGUCAUGGGGGAAGAAGUUCCAAUCGGUUGCAAAAGCGGCAAGGACUGA